AUGAGCUCCCUCACAAAUAUCUAUGUUUUUACUUGUGCCUUUACCUUCACACUAUGGAACAAUAUCCAGCCAACUGUAGAAGAUGAAUUUAUUGCAAAUUAUUCAAGCAGUUUGCUAACUUAUGUUCCAAAAAUCAUUCCAGCCCAUACUCGGGUAUUAGAUUUAUCACAUAAUAGGAUCUCUGGACUUAGUAUCUCAGAAUUUAUUUAUUUUUCUGACCUUCAAGUAUUAAAUAUUUCUUAUAAUAUAAUUACAGUGCUUGACUUUAGUGUCUUUAUUUUUAAUGAAAAUUUAGAAUACUUAGAUUUAUCUCAUAAUAACAUUUCAAAAGUUUGCUGUCUCACUCUUGCAUAUCUUAGACAUUUAGAUCUUUCUUUCAAUAAGUUUACUGCCCUGCCCAUGUGUCAGGAAUUUGGGAACAUGUUUCAUUUGGAGUACCUUGGAUUAACUGCUACAAUGAUACGAAGGUCAGACUUCAGGUAUAUCAAACAUUUGCAGCUGCACACUGUCUUCCUGACCUUAAGAAACUUUUCAUUGUAUGAGCCUCAGAGUCUGACAGUCUUGACCACAAGGAACCUCCACAUUGUUUUUGCAGCAAACCAAAACUUCAUUUUUCCCCUCUUGUAUGAUGGAAUGAGCACUUCAGAAAACUUAAAAAUAGUUAACUUAAUAUAUACCUUGAGCUACAAAGAUUUCCCUGCUCCGCCUUUAAUGCUUCUGAAAAAAAUCAAGACAACAGCUCUCACGCUUGAGGCUGUGGACUUAAAAUGGGCUAUCAUCCUGCAAAUUUUCAUGCUUAUUUGGUAUUCACCUAUGGAACAUUUGACUGUGAGAAAUUUGACUUUUCGGGGUCCACUGGAGGAGCCAAAUGAAUAUGCAUUUCUACCCUUAUUAAGCUCUGUAGAACAUUUAAUUUCUUUGGAUGGCUCCAUGAAAACAUUAACUUUGGAGCAUGUUCGUAAUAAAGUUUAUUAUUUCAACCAGGAGAUUCUAUACAGACAGUUCUCAGAGAUGAAUAUUGCCAAUUUGACAAUAAGUGAUGCCUAUAUGCCGCACAUGCUUUGUCCCAAUAGAACAAGCUCAUUUCAGUAUUUAAAUUUUUCUCACAAUGCUCUGACAGAUGAGUUGUUCCAGAAUUGUGGCACUCUCAUGGAUCUGAAAUUACUUAUUUUGCAGAAGAAUAAAUUUGAGAGCCUUUACAAGGUAAGCUUCAUGACGAGCCAUAUGAAAUCACUGAAAUACCUGGACAUGAGCAGCAACCUGCUGCGCCACGAUGGAGCCGACGUGCAGUGCCAGUGGGCUGAGUCUCUGACAGAGCUGGACCUGUCCUCCAAUCAGUUGGCAGAUGCUGUGUUUGAAUGCUUGCCCGUCAACAUCAAAAAACUCGGCCUACAAAACAAUCAGAUCAGCAAUGUCCCCAGGGGGAUCGUGCAGCUGGAAUCCCUGCAAGAGCUGAACCUGGCAUCCAACAGGCUGGCUGACCUGCCAGGGUGCAGUGGCUUUCCGUCCCUGCAGUUCCUGAACACAGAGAUGAAUUCGAUCCUCACCCCGUCAGCUGAGUUCUUCCGGAGCUGCCCAAGGGUCAGGGAGCUGCAGGCCGGGCACAACCCGUUCAAGUGUUCCUGUGAACUGCAGGCCUUUAUCCGCCUGGAGAGGCGGGCAGGGGGGAAGCUGUUCGGCUGGCCGGCGGCGUACGUGUGCGAGUACCCGGAAGGCUUGCGAGGAACGGAGCUCAAGGACUUCCACCUGAGCCUGCUGGCUUGCAACACGACGCUCCUGCUUGUGACAGCUCUGCUGCUAACGCUGGUGCUGGUGGCUGCGGUGGCCUUCCUGUGCAUCUACCUGGAUGUGCCGUGGUACGUGCGGAUGACAUGGCAGUGGACGCAGACGAAGCGCAGAGCUUGGCACAGCCCGCCCGGAGAUCAGGGGGCCGUUCUGCAAUUCCACGCGUUCAUUUCCUACAGCGAGCGCGAUUCGCUGUGGGUGAAGAACGAGCUGAUCCCGAACCUGGAGAAGGGGGAGGGCUGCGUGCGGCUGUGCCAGCACGAGAGGAACUUUAUCCCUGGCAAGAGCAUUGUGGAGAACAUCAUCAACUGCAUUGAGAAGAGCUACAAGUCGAUCUUUGUGUUGUCUCCCAACUUUGUGCAGAGCGAGUGGUGUCACUAUGAGCUGUACUUUGCCCAUCACAAGUUAUUCAGUGAGAAUUCCAACAGCUUAAUCCUCGUUUUACUGGAGCCUAUCCCUCCGUACCUUAUCCCUGCCAGGUAUCACAAGCUGAAAGCUCUCAUGGCAAAGCGCACUUACCUGGAGUGGCCGAAGGAGAGGAGCAAGCGUGCCCUAUUCUGGGCUAACCUGAGGGCAGCCAUUAACAUUAACCUGCCAAUAUCCAGUGAAGCAAAUGAGUGAUGCUACACCUGCUAGUAGUAUAAGUAUGUAAAUAACUGACUUGAUUAUUUUGCAUUAAACUCUGUUAAUUUUUUUUUCUAUUUUCUUACAAUAUUCCCAGUUUGUUACAAAAUGUGGUACAUAUAGAAAUUGCUAUUGCUUAUUUAAGCCAUCCAAGUAGUCAGAGGUCAUCUGUAGUUGCCCUUCAUCAACAAAGAAUGAGAGAGAAAUUUUCAAUGUUUGACCUUAUUUUUAGGUUGCAUUUGUUUUGGACUUUUCCCAUUGAAAGCUAUAUUUGAAAGUAACAAGAAUAGUGACUGGUUUAGUGUAAUCAGGCUGCCAAGGCAUACAUUUAAUCUUUGUUCUGAUAUGAAUACUGUGAGGUUAAGAAUGUAGGGAUGUGCUUUCUUGGUUUUAAUAAAGUAACAUAAAGAAGAAAACUCUUGUUUGAAUCCUAUCCAGUACAUUAGAAUAGUAGAUGUCAAGAGUACAGUAUCUGCACUCUUUUAGCUUAUUUUCCCUUCCUGCAAGUCUUUCCCUUCAUCACAGAGAGACUUCCUUGGGUGAAUGCUGAAAAGUUGAAUCCAUUAAUCCUUGUUUGAUGGUCUUCUUCCUUUGCUGUAUUUAACAUUACUACUUGCAUUAUCUACAUUAUCUAACAUUAUCUACAGAUAGAUACCUGCCAAGUCAUGAUUUCAUAGGAUUUGCUAUUCACUGUCUUCAAAUUCAUAGUUAAUACUAUGUACUUAUUAUUUUUUAUAGUUUUGUAAUAUUGCUGCUUUCUGCUGUGAUUCUAUCAAGCUAUACCAGGCUGCAUGUUUUUUCUGUUUCCUAAUACUCAGAAACUUGAUGUUUGGAGGUGAACCCUCUUUUAUCUCCAGGCUUCCACUGAACUCUGUUACCUUGCUCAUUUAAUUAGCAGGUGUUGAGGGUCAUCACACAGCUGAAAAAAGAGUAAUUUUCCCUUGGAAAUAAC
This is a messenger RNA of Pseudopodoces humilis (Tibetan ground-tit), 3361 nucleotides long. Its product is annotated as toll-like receptor 6. Gene Ontology annotation, molecular function: lipopeptide binding; signaling receptor activity; Toll-like receptor 2 binding. Gene Ontology annotation, biological process: toll-like receptor signaling pathway; cellular response to bacterial lipopeptide; inflammatory response. Gene Ontology annotation, cellular component: plasma membrane. NCBI's taxonomy places the organism in Eukaryota, Metazoa, Chordata, Aves, Passeriformes, Paridae. The record is from RefSeq and is a predicted model, not a curated record.